UUCUUCCCGUGAUAUAGCGCAGCAGUCGGUUUGUAUCCAUAGCCAACUCUAUCCUAUCCAAGUCAAGGUUUGUGGGAGGUUUAAACCUACUAGUCUACUUUCUAAUACCGUUUUGGUGAGCUUUCAACUGGAAGCAACAGCUACUUAUAGCGAGAGUAGUUUACUGCAAGAAGCUUCAGUUUCGCGGUGUUGGUCGGGCUACUCAUUAUAGGAAUUAACGAAGAAGACGCAAGACGCUCCUUAGAUUUCACCAACGCAUAAAGGAGAACAUCUUUAUUUUUCCUUGCCUGAAAGGAAGACUUGUAUUUGUAGACUAACGCCUACUAAUAGAAGACAGCCUCCAUCGCAGUGUUUCGGGGAAGUUUGGGUUGUAGUAAAUACGCCUGUGGGUCAUUUAUUUAGGCUAAGAUUUACCAGUGGGAUUGGAGUGUAUUUCCUCUCUUCCUUUUCAAUGCUUUGUGAGAACGGGUGGUCGUCUACCGUAAAAACGUAAGGCUAUUGAUAACGGAGAUAAGUGAAGAGUGCGCUCCUACGCCUGCCCUGACCUCUAGAUGCCGGGCAUAAACUCCACCGCCGCCCCUCACUAUGAGUCAGGCUGGGAGAUGGAGUACGACCACUAUCAACAUUACUUCUACGACGACCACGAUCCGGAUGAGGAUUUCUUUAAAUCCACUGCGCCCAGCGAGGACAUCUGGAAGAAAUUCGAGCUAGUACCGACCCCGCCCAUGUCCCCUAUCCGGACUUUAGAGGGGGCAGGCGGGGUCGGGAUGGUCUGCCCUUCGCUGGGGGACAAACUCGAGUGGGUGUCCCAGUUUUUGGGUCAAGAGGACGACCAGGAUGUGCCUUGUAAAUUCAGUUCCGCCGACGAGGCUUUGGGGAACCUAAGCUCCAUUAUCAUCCAGGACUGCAUGUGGAGCAGCUUCUCCGCGGGCAAACAGCUGGAGAAAGUUGUCGGGGAGCGACGUGCUUCCUGUCCCGGUUCGGGGCCGACCAAACCGGCCCUGCAGCAGGUGGGAGCUGGCAUCAACACCACCGGGAGGGCGCAGUGUGUGACGAUACCCAUGGACGCUCCGGUUCUCAGUAGCUUGGCGACGGAUUGCGUGGACCCGGGUGCUGUUCUCACCUUCCCCCUGGCCGGGGGACCGUUCAAGAAACCUGCGGUGUCCUCCGGUUCGGAAUCCCCCACAGACUCAUCAGAUGAUGAAUCUAGUGAUGAUGAGGACGAAGAGGAGAUUGAUGUGGUGACUGUGGAACACAAGCAGUACAAGCCCCGGCGGCUGUCCAACGGCAGGCUGAACGGGCGGACGCCGGUGACCAUCACGGUCGGCGCGGACCCUGUGGACCCGUGUAUGAAACACUUCCACAUCUCUAUCCACCAACAGCAGCAUAACUACGCAGCGCCUUCCCCGGACACACACAAACAUCCCGAGCCCCCCAGGAAGAGAGUCCGACACGAGCCCCUAAAAUCUUCUCAUAACUUCUCAAACUCAUCUCACCCCAAGCCACACCCAGGCCCCGCCUCAACCAAUCAGAACCCUGAGAGCAAACCACCUCACGUCACAGUGGCAAUGGCCGGUUUGGAGUCACCUGACGCCAACACACUCAUCCUUGCCUCCUCCCCUUCGAACUCUCCCCCAUCCUCCUCCCACCACCACCUCUCCUCCUUGAAGUCCUGCUCCCACCCCUGCAGCCCCCAGUCCUCCGACUGUGAGGACACGGACAAACGCAAGACUCAUAACUUCCUGGAACGUAAACGGCGCAAUGACCUGCGCUCUCGUUUCCUGGCGCUGCGGGACAACAUCCCUGGCUUGGCAGAGUGCCCCAAGACACCCAAGGUGGCCAUCCUGACACGUGCCACUGAGUACCUGGCGCAGCUGCAUUCUAGCGAGCGCCAGCGGGCACAGGAGAAACGUCAGCUGAAGGCCAGGCAACAGCAGCUUCUCCGCAGGUUGGCACAGCUCAAACAAUGCCCCUGAACUCCCUGACUGGCUGGCUGGCAAAGCUCAAACAACAUCCCUGAACUGACUGGCAUACUGACUGGCAGCGACCUCUAGUCGACAGAAACCAGGACUCUCAUUAACUGGCAGGCUGGUAGGGAGAGCAGCCCAAGUAGUAUGCUUUGCUCAACCCUAUAUUAUAAACCAGGACUGAAUCAAAACCAGGGAUGGAUUUAAGAGGAUUUUCUUGCUCUCGUUGGCCCAAUCCCAAAUGGAUCCCUUUGCCCCUAUUCGUAGGAAAGCGGUUCAAGAUCUGCAAGGACACCAACGAUCAAGGGAAAAGACAUAGUGGGUUUAGUGUUGGGAUGGGGUUGUGAACUCCCAGACACACACACACACACACACACACACACACACACACACAGGAUGAGAUUAAGGAGUAAAGACACGAACGGUCACUUUGUGGGGUGGGGAAGUGGGUUAUAAUGUGGUGUUAGGGUUCUGUUGUUUUGCACAUUUGCUUCAGAGUGAUUGACAGAGCAAUCAUCUCGUCAGGAAGGACAGUAACCUGAUGUCACGUGAUCAUAGUUUUGUUAGGGGGAGGGGGGGUCUGGGCUGGCAUUUUAUCUCUCUGUUAUAUCUACCAAAUUAGUAAAGUGUGUAAAUAUUUUAAUGUCAUGUUUCCCGAUUGGAAGAUUAUUUGUUCAUGAGAAGUUAUCAUGCCACAUAGGCGGUGUGAGAUUUGAUUGUAUGCAUGUGUAAAGAAGAUUAUCCCUUGCUACAGCAACAACGGCUCAGAUGGAGUUGAUGUUGACAUGAGAACAUCUUGAAAAAUAGUCCUAAACUAAAUACAUUUUUGAUCAACUCUGAAACUCAACAAUAUCUUUAUACUUUCAGUGCCAUUUUGAAACCAGUCAGUGACUAAUGGAUUUAUUUUCUUCUAAUGAUCAAAAUGUUAGCCAUUGCAAACAAUGACAGUUCAUUUGAAAAGGACAGGAAAUGGAACAUCUGCUUGUCCAUGUUAACGUUGCCCCAAUAAUAUUUGUCAACCUUAUUUCCUGUUAUUGUCUAAGACCGUAUGGUAUAUGAGUGGAUCCAUCGAUUGUGCAUUACGUUCAGAUCAGCCUGUGUUUUGUGUGUUUGCAUGUCUCCUUCUGGGUGUUACAUACGAGUAUCCUCCUUAAUGAACCAAAACCAGAGCUUUUUGAUUUAAUUCUAUUUUCUUUCCUGUUUCCUGUCACUGGCUUAACUCAAAUUUCAAAAUGCUUAUUUUUUAUUUUUUUGUUAUAAAAGGUGAAGUAAAUAAACAUUCAAAUAAUAACAGGAUUGAAACAUUACUUUGAUCACACUUGCCACUCUGCUGUUCUCAAGGCCUGUUUUGCUUUACAGAUCUAAUUUAGUUUUUUGUUGAUUUGUACAAAAGGUCAAGAGUUUUGUACUAUAUUUUCCUACGGAGUGUUUUUUGUUGUUGUUGUGAGCUGACGUGGUUGGUAUGGCUGUUAUGUGCUGCCCCUCACGCUCUACCUCCCCCUCCCGGUCUCUCUCACCCCCCUCCCGGUCUCUCUCACCCUUCCCUGCUCAAACUAAUCACUAUCUAGCCAGCACUUUCUAAAAUCUCACAAUAGGGCACCUAAGAGGAUGUAGUUCUUAAAGGCCUUGGCUGGUCUGUGCGUGUAGCCUGAAGUGAACCCACUGUCUCAGCCCCCCAGGGAACCCACUGUCUCAGCCUUCCCCCCCCAGGGAACCCACUGUCUCAGCCACUCCCUCCCUCCCCCAGGGAACCCACCGUCUCAGCUCCACCCCUCACCCCCAGGGAACCCACCGUCUCAGCUCCUCCCCUCACCCCCAGGGAACCCACUGUCUCAGCCCUAUCCUCACCCCCAGUGAACCCACUGUCUCAGCCCUAUCCUCCCUCCCUCACCCCUAGUGAACCCACUGUCUCAGCCCUAUCCUCACCCCCAGGGAACCCACUGUCUCAGCCCUAUCCUCACCCCCAGUGAACCCACUGUCUCAGCCCUAUCCUCCCUCCCUCACCCCUAGUGAACCCACUGUCUCAGCCCUAUCCUCCCUCCCUCACCCCUAGUGAACCCACUGUCUCAGCCCUAUCCUCACCCCCAGUGAACCCACUGUCUCAGCCCUAUCCUCACCCCCAGUGAACCCACUGUCUCAGCCCUAUCCUCACCCCCAGUGAACCCACUGUCUCAGCCCUAUCCUCACCCCUAGUGAACCCACUGUCUCAGCCCUAUCCUCACCCCUAGUGAACCCACUGUCUCAGCCCUAUCCUCACCCCUAGUGAACCCACUGUCUCAGCCCUAUCCUCACCCCUAGUGAACCCACUGUUUCAGCCCUAUCCUCCCUCCCUCACCCCCAGUGAACCCACUGUCUCAGCCCCUCCCACCAGCUGUAUCACAGCACGUUAGUUAACUCUGGGGGUGAUUAGUUGAAGCCAUAGCAACAGAGAAGCUCUGAAACUACGGUUGCGUGCCAAAUGGUUCCCUAUAUAGUAAUCCACUACUGACUAGAACCCUAUGGGCCCUAAUCCAUUUAUAGUGCACCCCCCCAAGAACUCUAUGGGCCCUGGUACAAAAAAAAUAUUGUACAAUGUAGGGAAUAGGGUGCCAUAGGAGAUGAGCACUCAUCCUGUAGUGUAACAGACUUGAUGAUGUAUUUUUAAUAUAACCUACUCAGUGGCCUGUCAUCAUCCUUGUUUCCGAGAGAGAGAGCGAUCUCAGGAUUACCUCGUAGGAGCGCUGAUCUAGGAUCAGUUUUGGCAUAUAGAUACAACAAUAAUAAUAAGAUUAGAAAUGGACAGAUCCUAGAUCAGCACUCCUACUCUCAGAUGCGUUGUGGAUAUGGGCCCAGGGAGCGAGAGGAUUAGAUUGGGUGGCAACUAUUUUUUUUGUUGUUUUUUUUGGGCAGCCUGGUUUCAGAAGGUGAGCUGCUACUAAUGUUAACCCUGAAAGCUUGGAUUACUCCCUCUGCCUCCCACAGAGUAGCGAGGGCGAGCGUAGAGCGGAACGAUGGAGAGGGUGAGAUAGUAGGGGAAAGGGCAGUUGGAAGAGAGAGAGAGUAGGAAGGAAGGGAGAGCAAAACUAGAGUCUCUUCACUUUCACUACUUUGUUCAUCUGUUCUUUCAGCACAUACCAUCAGUAGCCUGUAUUUAUCUCUUGUAACGCAAGAUCUAUUAGCGCCGCCUCGGGAUUGGCUGUAGCCCAUUGUAGUUUUAAUUUGUCACUGGUCUCUGUGUGUUAGACACAGUCAUUUUGGCAGUGGGCCAUACUACGUUUCACUCUGGGAAUUCUAAUAUGGUGGCAGGCAGCCUUGUCUCAAGCACUUUGUUUUCAGUACCUCAAGCCUAUAUGUACAGGGAGAAUCAGACCAAUGUAAUAAAUUCAAAACAUUA
Oncorhynchus tshawytscha (Chinook salmon) is the source of this 5340-nucleotide messenger RNA. RefSeq names its product MYCL proto-oncogene, bHLH transcription factor b (gene myclb). The record is from RefSeq and is a predicted model, not a curated record. Gene Ontology annotation, biological process: regulation of transcription by RNA polymerase II. NCBI's taxonomy places the organism in Eukaryota, Metazoa, Chordata, Actinopteri, Salmoniformes, Salmonidae. Gene Ontology annotation, molecular function: DNA-binding transcription factor activity, RNA polymerase II-specific; RNA polymerase II cis-regulatory region sequence-specific DNA binding; protein dimerization activity. The coding region runs from base 552 to 1976 and encodes 474 amino acids. The transcript is spliced from 3 exons.